AUGAAGAAACAACAGCACCAGCAAAAACCGAAGUCAAUAUUGAAGUGUCCGAGGUGUGAUUCUGCCAAUACAAAGUUCUGUUAUUACAACAAGUCACAGCCCAGGCAUUUCUGCAAGGCUUGUAAGAGGCAUUGGACCCAAGGUGGCGCUCUCCGCAGCGUUCCGGCUGGCGGAGGCCGCAAGAACAAGCUGCUUAAGACAUCGAAUGCCGGCAAAACCAGCACUGUCGUGCAAAUUCAAUGGCAGCAGCAGCCGCAGAAUCCUAUCGAUUGCAGCUACAACGGGGUUUUCCCUUUUCCGAGUGUGGAUUCGUUCAACACGACUCCACCGUAA
Hibiscus syriacus is the source of this 333-nucleotide messenger RNA. RefSeq names its product dof zinc finger protein DOF1.4-like. Gene Ontology annotation, molecular function: DNA binding; DNA-binding transcription factor activity. Bases 1 to 333 code for a protein of 110 amino acids. Gene Ontology annotation, biological process: regulation of DNA-templated transcription. NCBI's taxonomy places the organism in Eukaryota, Viridiplantae, Streptophyta, Magnoliopsida, Malvales, Malvaceae. The record is from RefSeq and is a predicted model, not a curated record. The transcript has a single exon.